AUGAUCUUGGAACAAGAUCGUCAAUCUCUGGAAACGCCUGUCACUGAACACAAUCUAUCCAGACAAGCAUCACCAGAUGUGGUCCAACAAAUCUUGGACAUCAUCCAAGGGUAUAGCCAGAACGAAUCAAACGCAACUGGAGAUGCCUGGCUCGGCCGCAAAGGUGCCGAGUCCCAAGUUCGCACAUUCGUGGACGCUAGCCUUCCCGUAGACUUUUGCAUUCCCGCGUUUCCAUGGAAAUCGGUGAAUAGGGUCGACAAAGUACUAGGGUCCUUGCCGGAUCUGGGCGAGGAGCUCGCUCUGGGACGUCUUCAGAGUCUCUGCGAGGAUAUACAGGAUGUCUACCGGCCGGGCGCCUUCGUGACCGUCACCUCGGACGGGCUGGUCUAUAACGAUGCAUUUGGUGUUCCGGAUGAGGAGGUCUAUAUUUAUGGCAGUGCGCUCCGACAAAUGGCCACUGCGAAAGGUUUCGACCGCCUAAAGUUCAUGCGUAUGAUGAAUCUUUUAGGUCUGUAUGAGUCGCCAGAUAUGACGAAAGAGGAGUACCUCGCGACCGUCAGCAUGUCGCGCAAGCUGCUUCAGGAGAAGUACGGAGAUCCAAAAUUCGAUGCGCGUGAUGCCAUUUUGAAUGAUGCAGACAUCAAUCUCACCUAUCGCGGGUACAGUAUGUUCCUCGAGAAGGAUCUUCGGCACAGCUCUGUUACGGCUGGAGCGACAAGCAAUAGGGAUUAUAAACGAGCCGUGAAGCGCGUCGCUGCAGAAAUCAUUACGCGCGGCAAAGCUUACGCCGCAGUCGUCAAAACAGCCCUUCCCCACUACGUUCGUCUCUCCAUCCACCGUUCUAUCGGCCUCCAGAAGACAUCCUUUCCGCUGGUAACUCAGCCCGAUCACUUCUCGAUGACUCCCUGGCAUUGUUGCAUCGCCGUCACGCACAAGGGCGAAUUCAAAACUGCGCAUGCUGUGAGCUUACGUGAAGAAUACGACUUGAUAUCCCAUAAAGGGCAGCCAUACUACUUCCGCGAUCGGGACGAGGUCUGGAAUUGGAAUGUUCCAGUGGAGUUCGGGUUCUUCUAUCCGAGAGGCGUGUGUGUAAAAGCUGUAUCGAGCGAAGGAGAGGUUUUGCCGAGACUUGGGGCCAAGGAGAUGGAGAAGGUCAAGAAGCUGAGGAAGGGAUUUCAAACGGUGAUUGUACUAGGAUUCGCUUGA
Sphaerulina musiva SO2202 is the source of this 1206-nucleotide messenger RNA. RefSeq names its product DIT1_PvcA-domain-containing protein. Bases 1 to 1206 code for a protein of 401 amino acids. NCBI's taxonomy places the organism in Eukaryota, Fungi, Ascomycota, Dothideomycetes, Mycosphaerellales, Mycosphaerellaceae. The transcript is spliced from 3 exons. The record is from RefSeq and is a predicted model, not a curated record.